This is a messenger RNA of Scutellospora calospora, 3717 nucleotides long. NCBI's taxonomy places the organism in Eukaryota, Fungi, Glomeromycota, Glomeromycetes, Diversisporales, Gigasporaceae. The record is from the annotation of a GenBank genome assembly.
CAUUUUAAGAGAGUAAUUACUUUAAAUGGUGGAUAUGCAAUUGUAUACGCUAACACAACCGCUAGCAUGACCACUGGAAAUAUAACAUCUAAUGUCACGUUAGUUGCUUCCCGACUUAAAGCAACUGCAGGAUUAUAUGCUAUAAUAUUAAAUUAUAAUCAAACAGAAACACCCCGUGCAAUAAUCUUACAUGAAAUGUCUACUCCUAACGUUAAUCUAACGUUCAUUAAUUUAAGCUGCUCUGUCGAUUACGUUUUUAUUGGUCAUACGUGUAUUGUAACCGGAACAUCGGUGCAAAAUGUUCCAUUUUGUAUUAAAGUACGUUUUCUUUCCUCUGGAUCCUUACUAGCAUUAGAUUCUGUUUUGAACACAUCUUCAAUUAUAAAAACACUGCCUCUUGGAGGAUAUGCAUCAAUAUCACGACAAAUUGAUAAUGGAGUUACGAAUUUUACCUUUAUUCUUUAUGACGAAAGUAAUAAACUAUCUAAUUGGAUAUUUCCGUUGAAGUCAAUUAUCUCAAAUAUAUUUGGCGGAUUUGAUGUAUUACAAAAUAAUACGAUGCUAGUGGCACAAAAUGAAUCUAAUAACGCUUGGAAUCUUCUUUCAAUCGAUUUGCCUCUACUUGCUCCACAUAAUGAUAGUGGUUAUGGAAAUUUACAUAUAAAAACGACAAAUCCUCCAAGCAACUCUAUGAAUUUUGCGUUAAAUUCCUUAAUGAUUAGCAUCACAUUCUAUGAUCGCGUUUCAUUUUCUGAUGGCAAUUUAUACAUCUAUCAACAAAUAAAUCAAUCCAAUAUUCUUCGACAAAUAAUUAAUAAAAAAACUUGUGUUAUUAAUUCAUGUAAUAUUUCUGACUAUGUAAUCAAUCUCGAAAUAUAUUCUUGUACCUUCAAUGAUCCAGAAGGCCAAUAUUUUAUACAGAUGGAUACCGACUUUGUAAUGAGCUCAGAUUAUAAGGAACCAAUACCAGGAAUUAAUCCAAAUAUUUGGACUUUUCAAACAGAAACUUAUGCCACAAGUAGUCAAAAGAUUACAGGUGAUAUCCUUGGAAAAUUACGACUAACAACAGGUGGAACUCAAUAUUUUCAAGGGUUAACUGACUCAGGAAAACAUGACUUUUUUACAAAUUUAAUAAAUGAACUCGUAAUGAUAAUUCCUAUAAAGAAAGAAAGAUUGAGCUCAGAUGAACGUUAUCAAAUUGAUUUAUCUUCGAUUGAUUCGGUGAAAAUUCUUAUCUCACUUUCUAUUAGCGAUGCAAAGAGCGGCAAAGAUAGAAUUGCAACUGAUAUUAAAAAUGAUCUGAACUUACUAAUACAAAAUAAAGAAUUUACAAAUAUAUCGACAGGAGCCACAACAAAGUAUUUGGAUAAAACUUAUGGAUUUAAGCAAGCUUCGUCACCGCAGGAAUUCUUUAAAUCACAUCAGACAAAGUUCAUUAUGUUAUUUGUGGCUGCAUUUCUAUUUUCAAUAGUAUUCUUUGUAGCUAGGUAUAAUUCUCCAGAGAGUAAAAAUUUUGUUAUUUUCCAACUUGGCCUUACUAUAUUUCGAACCGUCACCUUUACAGCAUUUGUUUUUAUUGAUGCCAAAGCUAUUCAAGUUAUACACAUACUGAGUAUGCUUUCUUAUCGUUUACCAGAGUUAUCAUCAGAUUCUGAUACUAUAACAAAUGGACCUCAUGAUACUCUUAUUGAAAUUUAUGACAAAAGAUCUAACAAGGUCAAGAUUUUCGAGGCACAUUCAAACGUUCUUUGCAAUAGAUGUGAAUAUUUUAAGAUAGCUCUAUCAGACAAAUGGGCAAGAAAAGUUGAUGAUAUGUAUAAAUUAAGAUUGGAAGUUUCAUUCGAUGCCUUUGAAUUAAUAUUUAAUGGCAUUUGUAGUGGGACUAUUAUUUUAAAUGAACCCAGCAUAAUUCUUUCUAUGGAAUUAUUACUAAUAUCUGAUAUUCUUCUCCUUAAUGAGUUUAUCGACUUUUUAAAACCCAAAUUAUUAGAAAGAAGUAAAACGGAUUGGCGUGAUGAAGAUAUUAUUUAUAUAUUAAAAGCAUCUUACCGAAUUUCAUCCGUUCAAGAACUCUAUUUAAUUUGCCAAGAUAUGGUGGCAGAAAGGCCAAUGAUCUUAUUUGGAUCGCAAGAAUUUACAUCCAUUGAAGAAGAAAUUUUACUUUCUAUAUUGAAAUUAGACAUGAUUUGUGUGCCGGAAAUAACAAUAUUAAAUAAAUUAAUCGAAUGGGGCAUCGCAAACACACCAAAUUACGAUACUAUAACCGAUAAUACAAAUCGGAUGAAUGCAUUAAGAACUACUCUUGAAGAAGGACUUCAAUUAAUUCGAUAUAAUAAUAUUAAGUCGGAUCAGUAUACUCCUGAAUUUAACCAAAUACUUCCAUCAAAGGAAGUUUUAUAUAAAAUUCCACCUCGUAUUAAUCAAACAGCCGAACCAAAGGUCAUUAAUAACAGACUUGCAGGAUUGAUUCUUGCUUGGAUUGAUAGAAAAGAUCCCAUGAAAGUUCAAUAUACGGGAUUUAAUAGUCCAUUUAGGUUUCGGCAUGUUUUUCGCAUGAAUGAUAAUACAGAAUUCUCUUCACAGCUUUAUAGAUUCCAUCAAUGUAAUAAAAAGUUACCGACAAUUAAAUGUCAUGAGGGUCCUUCAUUAAUGAUAAUGAAACUUAAAGGUUCGGAAAAAAUCAUUGGUGCCUAUAAUCCUAUUCAAUGGAAACAAAGUCUAAGUAACAUUUGUGGCAAGACUUCAGAAAGUUUUAUUUUUUCUUGUGAUGAUAGGUUUGGAGUAAAUUAUCGGUUAAGCAGAGUUCGUAAUUUUGACCAUGCAGUCUACCUAGUUAAUACCUUUGGAACGUUAAAUUUUGGUGAAGAUUUAACUUUUAUAUUUGAUAAAGAAAAAAUCAGUUGUCAAAUUAAGAAUAAAUUUUACGAACAAACUACAUUGACCGAAGGUAUAUAUGAAAUUGAAGAAUGGAAUAUUUAUAAAGUUAGAAGAAAAGAUGAUCAACCAAUGAGGGUAAUGACCAAACUUACUAAUUCACCCAUUGAAUCAAAGAUUAUUAAUAACGACUUUUUCGGAUUGGUCGCGACAUGGAUUGAUAAGAAGGAUCCAGUAGAAGAUCAUUAUAUCAGUUCUAAUUUGCCAUACCAAUUUACACCAAUAUUUCGUAUGAAAGAUAAUACAGCUUAUUAUCCUAGACAAUAUUAUAAUCAAUCUUCGAAUAGAUUAUUACCAACAAUGAAAUGUCAUCAUGAACCUUCAUUAAUGGUAAUGAAACUUAAAACUUCAGGAAAGAUAAUUGGAGCUUAUAAUCCUAUUGAUUGGAAAUAUGGGAAAUAUCGCACUUAUCCAACCGAUGAAGAAUUUAGACACACAUCUGAAAGUUUUAUUUUUUCCUGUGAAGAUAUGGAUGGAAAAGAUUAUCGACUAAGCCGUGUUGUAAAUUAUGACAAAGCAAUAUGUUCAGAAAAAAUAAGUACUUAUAGAAAAGAUCUCAAUAGUUUAGUGUUAAAAUUUGGUGAUGAUUUAAAGUUUAUCCAUCGUGGAGGAAGAAAUAAUAUGGAUUAUAUCAGUUGCUACAUAAAAGACGGGUAUUAUGAACAACCGGCUAUAAUGCCUACAGGAUAUUAUGAAAUUGAUCAAUGGGAGAUUUUUAAAGUAACUAAAAAAGAUCCUGAAUCUUCUGAUAUUGAUAACGAGGAUGAUGAUGAUAUGGAUUAA